AUAAGAGAAUUCAGCGCAUAUAAAAGGCGAACGAGCUACUAAUCUGCAUUAGUAUCUUUCAGAGAAAUUCUUAAUUCAUACCUGCGGGUAAUAAAAGGCAAAAGCUAAGCGAAUAAAUACAUACAUACAUUCAUACAUAUAUUACAAAUUAGUUCUUGUAUAUACUGAAAAUUGAAAAAAUGUCGAGUUUGCCAAUUCUAUUGAAUUUAAUUGACGAAUUGGACCGUGAAACUUAUAAUCCAUUCCACUACGGCAACGAUUUCGGAUUAGGUUUACAUCCGCAUCAUAUUCAUCGCCAUCAUCAUCGCCAUGAGCCAGCUGCUGUUGGCUAUACGUUGCCCUUAGGUUUAGUUAAUCGUUUGGGUGAACGAGCGCUUAGUCGGCGGGCGCAACAAAAUGAAGGGAAAUUGUGUCCAGUCGGCAAGGAUGGCUUGCAAGUCUGUAUGGAUGUAUCCCAAUUUAAGCCGAACGAGUUAGCUGUAAAAGUUCUGGACAAUAGCAUUGUUAUUGAGGGCAAGCAUGAAGAGCGAGAAGAUGAGCAUGGAUACAUUUCCCGUCAUUUCGUGCGACGGUACACGCUACCAAAGGGCUAUGACUCCGAUAAAGUAAUUUCAACAUUAUCAUCGGACGGUGUUUUAACAGUUAGCGCUCCGAAGCCACGAGAAGAAAAAUCCAAUGAGCGUGUUAUACAAAUUCAACAAACGGGCCCGGCUCAUUUGAACGUAAAACAAAAUACGGAGGAGAAGACCGGUGAUGCCAAUGGAGACGCAGAGCAGAAGUAAAUGGCUGUUGGGUAUUGGAUGCUUUUCAAAGACUUAAAUUUGGUUCAUUCCACACACAAUCUCUUAGUACUAGUAUUAUGCAUUCUUAAGAAUUUUGUACAUUUUCAUAAAAUAUUCAUUAUCUCGUAUGUAAGUACUUGUACGUAUGUACGUGGGGUGCUGUCAUUGAUAAUUUUAAUUUCUUGAUAAUUGAAUUGUUCCUUAAUUUCUAUUUUAGUCUACAAAGCAUAUUUGUGGUUGUCAUGUCAAAUAAACAAUUAAAAUAUGAUAUACAA
Messenger RNA from Ceratitis capitata (Mediterranean fruit fly), 1057 nucleotides. Its product is annotated as heat shock protein 23. Gene Ontology annotation, biological process: protein refolding; response to heat. Bases 180 to 782 code for a protein of 200 amino acids. The record is from RefSeq and is a predicted model, not a curated record. NCBI's taxonomy places the organism in Eukaryota, Metazoa, Arthropoda, Insecta, Diptera, Tephritidae. The transcript has a single exon. Gene Ontology annotation, molecular function: protein folding chaperone.